Molecule: messenger RNA, 281 nt
Organism: Paramecium tetraurelia
Lineage: Eukaryota; Ciliophora; Oligohymenophorea; Peniculida; Parameciidae
Exons: 3
Biological process (GO): axoneme assembly
Cellular component (GO): axonemal microtubule
Source: RefSeq, a predicted model, not a curated record
AUGAGCACCAAUUAAUCAAUUAAUACCAAAGAACUUUCUGAUGAAGAAUUUAUGAAACUUCAUGCAAAGUAAUUCUAUAGAACUCAUGGAUAAUUGAUUGGCAGCAAGCCGUCCUACAUUCCGAUUCCAAAAGAGUAUAACCAUAAUGGAAAAUUCACUGAUCACUUAUUGAUGGCCACCAUGUAUAGAAACAAUAGUUUGAAUACAACUUGUGAUAAAGAACGUUGGAUUAACGGUUCUAAAGAUUGGAUGGAACAUCUAUAAUGAACUUAUAAUAUCCU